UUGCAUCCGAUGCGCCAUUUGUCAAUAAAAGUAGAAUAAUAUAAAUACAAGUCAACUAGAUUAUCCAGGUUAUACUCUUUCUUUUACCUGUCCGUUUAGCUUGAAGAAGUCAACAUGAGGUUUUUAGCAGCUUUGCUCUUCGCAGUCGUUGUUGCCCAGGUGGCGGCUAGAGAUCUGUCCAAAUAUCAGGAUCGAUCCGUUUUGUUCCCUCGACCACCUGUAGCACAAAAGAAUCAGUACGUCCCUGUUAAACGCGCUGCUACCGUCGACACCCGAGGCUUUUGUGGUACAGUCAAAACCUCCAAUCAAGAUCGCAUUGUAGGUGGCACUGAGGCCGUUCCAAAUUCUCUUCCAUGGCAAGUGGCUUUGUUUAUCGAUGAUCAAUACUUCUGUGGUGGUUCCCUCAUCUCGCCCGACUGGGUUUUGACUGCUGCCCAUUGCGCUGAUAAUGCCACCUUCUUCAACAUUAUGCUUGGAGCACACAAUGUCCGCUUGACGGCUGCCGAAGAACCUAAUCGCGUUGAAUAUCGAUCUGAAGUGUACACUAUUCACCCCAACUGGGGCCCGAAUUUGUUGCGCAACGACAUGGCUCUCAUCAAGCUUCCUGAGUCAGUUACUUUUACCGACGCAAUUUCACCCAUCUGUUUGGCUCCCGCUACUGAACCUUCUCACGCCGGAGAUCCUCUGCAUGUCAGCGGAUGGGGCAAACCGUCGGAUGCCGCCACUGGCAUUUCUCCAGUUCUUCGUGAAGUCGAUGUAGUUGGUAUUACCAAUGAGGAAUGUGUCGCAGCUUACAGCGUCCUCACGAUCCGCGAAAGCAACAUUUGCGUCUCCACCUUAGGUGGAAAAAGCUCUUGCAACGGUGACUCUGGUGGCCCAUUGAGCUUCAUCAAUAACGGCGUUUACAAUCAAGUGGGCGUUGUCAGCUUCGGUUCCAAUCAAGGCUGCGAACUGGAAAUUCCAGCAGGUUUCGCCCGUGUUUCCAGCUUCACCGAUUGGAUCUCAUCCGUUACUGGCUUGGUCAUCUAAACAUAAACAUCGAAUGAAAUAAAUGCUCUGCGCUUAAUUGUGACCUUUAUUUCUUUUUUUUUUUGUUUUUCAAAAUGAUAUAUUUAGAAAAAAACAAAAGAAUGGCAAUUUAAUAUCGUGUGUUACCCUCUUGGAUUUAUUUAGAAAGAAUAAUUACAUUGCAUGUCAACACGCAA
Molecule: messenger RNA, 1205 nt
Organism: Daphnia magna
Lineage: Eukaryota; Metazoa; Arthropoda; Branchiopoda; Diplostraca; Daphniidae
Product: brachyurin
Exons: 8
Coding region: 115-1029 (304 amino acids)
Biological process (GO): proteolysis
Molecular function (GO): serine-type endopeptidase activity
Source: RefSeq, a predicted model, not a curated record